AUGGCGGUUUCGCUAAGAUGCUUCUGUGCAUGGACAUUGCUGGUUCUGGUUAUGUUUGUUAGUGUAAAUGCUGCGGAAAAGAAAGACGAGCUAAAAUUGAGGUUGAAGGAAACUGAAGAGUUGCUGAGCUCAAGGAACUCAUCAAUGGCGGAUUGGUCUGAUGAUGCCUGGAACGAGCAUACUGUAGAGGAUCCAGAGGAGGUUGCUGCAAUGGUGGACGAGAGCAUACGCAACAGCACAGAAAGGAGGAAAUUGGGAUUUUUCUCAUGCGUAACUGGCAAUCCUAUUGAUGAUUGUUGGCGUUGUGAUCCCCACUGGCAACGCCACAGAAAGCGCCUUGCUAACUGUGGCAUUGGUUUUGGACGCAAUGCGGUCGGUGGCCGUGAUGGAAAAUACUAUGUUGUUAAUAACCCCGGUGAUGAUGAUCCUGUUACGCCGAAACCAGGCACACUACGCCAUGCUGUCAUUCAAGACCAGCCUUUGUGGAUUGUGUUCAAGAGGGACAUGGUGAUUACCCUCAAGCAAGAGCUUAUCAUGAACAGCUUCAAGACUAUCGAUGCUCGUGGAACCAAUGUCCACAUUGCCAACGGGGCUUGCAUCACCAUCCAGUUUGUCACAAAUGUCAUAAUUCAUGGUCUCCAUAUCCAUGAUUGUAAGCCUACUGGCAAUGCCAUGGUUCGCAGCUCGCCUAGCCAUUAUGGGUGGAGAACAAUUGCUGACGGAGACGGAAUUUCCAUUUUUGGAGCAAGCCACAUUUGGAUUGAUCACAAUUCUCUUUCAAAUUGCGCAGAUGGCCUUAUUGAUGCAAUAAUGGGGUCAACCGCCAUUACCAUUUCAAACAACUAUUUCACUCACCAUAACGAGGUUAUGCUAUUGGGCCAUAGUGACUCCUACACGAGAGACAAGCAGAUGCAAGUGACUAUUGCUUAUAACCAUUUUGGUGAGGGUCUUGUCCAGAGAAUGCCAAGGUGCAGGCAUGGAUAUUUCCAUGUGGUGAACAAUGACUACACACACUGGGAAAUGUAUGCCAUUGGAGGAAGUGCUGAACCCACCAUUAACAGCCAGGGCAACAGAUAUCUUGCCCCUGCCAACGCUUUUGCCAAAGAGGUGACAAAAAGGGUGGAAACUGAUACCAGAGAAUGGAGGCAAUGGAAUUGGAGAUCGGAGGGAGACCUCCUACUAAAUGGAGCCUACUUCACUCCAUCCGGAGCUGGAGCUGGAGCCAGCUAUGCCAGGGCCUCAAGCUUAGGGGCCAAAUCCUCAUCGAUGGUCGGGGUCAUCACUUCGGAUUCUGGUGCACUUGUCUGCCGCAGAGGCCGCCAAUGUUAA
Messenger RNA from Dovyalis caffra, 1329 nucleotides. NCBI's taxonomy places the organism in Eukaryota, Viridiplantae, Streptophyta, Magnoliopsida, Malpighiales, Salicaceae. The record is from the annotation of a GenBank genome assembly.